Molecule: messenger RNA, 1912 nt
Organism: Callithrix jacchus (white-tufted-ear marmoset)
Lineage: Eukaryota; Metazoa; Chordata; Mammalia; Primates; Cebidae
Gene: DUS1L
Product: dihydrouridine synthase 1 like
Biological process (GO): tRNA processing
Molecular function (GO): tRNA dihydrouridine synthase activity; flavin adenine dinucleotide binding
Source: RefSeq, a predicted model, not a curated record
GCAAGGCCCCCGAGGGUUGAUUUUUCGCAACGGAGCGGCUGUCCGCGGCGGCAGGUGCGUGGGUUCGCGGCAGGGCUCGGGGCCGCUUUAGGAGAGAACAGGAUGAAGCCCGGAAUUCGAACUCAGGCGCCAGGCGGCGCUGGGCCUCAGCGCCCACGUUCUACCAGCGGUCCGGGCCUUAUGUGCACCUCAGCGAAGCCGGAUUUCCACACGGCCGGCGCCCCGUUUCUAGCGAACAGUCGCCUGGAGACGAUGCCAAAGCUGCAGGGCUUCGAGUUCUGGAGUCACACCCUUCGGGGGGCCCGCCACGUGGUGGCCCCUAUGGUGGACCAGAGUGAGCUGGCCUGGAGGCUGCUGAGCCGGCGCCACGGGGCACAGCUCUGCUACACGCCCAUGCUGCACGCCCAAGUCUUCGUCCGCGACGCCAAUUACCGGAAGGAGAACCUGUACUGCGAGGUGUGCCCCGAGGACCGGCCCCUCAUCGUGCAGUUCUGUGCCAAUGACCCGGAGGUGUUUGUUCAGGCGGCUCUCUUGGCUCAGGACUACUGUGACGCCAUCGAUCUGAACCUGGGCUGCCCACAGAUGAUAGCCAAGAGAGGUCACUAUGGCGCCUUCCUGCAGGACGAGUGGGAUCUGCUCCAAAGAAUGAUUUUGUUGGCUCACGAGAAACUCUCUGUUCCCGUCACGUGCAAAAUCCGUGUCUUCCCAGAGAUUGACAAGACCGUGAGGUACGCCCAGAUGCUGGAGAAGGCCGGCUGCCAGUUGCUGACCGUUCAUGGGCGCACCAAGGAGCAGAAGGGGCCCCUGUCGGGUGCAGCGUCCUGGGAGCACAUUAAGGCUGUGCGGAAAGCUGUGGCCAUCCCUGUGUUUGCCAAUGGGAACAUCCAGAGCCUACAGGAUGUGGAGCGCUGCAUCCAGGACACGGGUGUACAGGGUGUCAUGAGUGCAGAAGGCAACCUGCACAACCCUGCCCUGUUUGAGGGCCGGAGCCCUGCUGUGUGGGAGCUGGCCGAGGAAUACCUGGACAUUGUGCGGGAGCACCCCUGCCCACUGUCCUACGUCCGGGCCCACCUCUUCAAGCUGUGGCAUCACACGCUGCAGGUGCAUCAGCAGCUGCGAGAGGAGCUGGCCAAGGUGAAGACCCUGGAGGGCAUUGCCGCCGUGAGCCAGGAGCUGAAGAUGCGGUGUCAGGAGGAGAUAUCCAGGCAGGAGGGAGCAAAACCCACCGGCAACUUGCCCUUCCACUGGAUCUGCCAGCCCUAUGUCCGGCCGGGGCCCAGGGAGAGGAGUAAGGAGAAGGCAGGUGCACGAAGCAAGCGGGCCCUGGAGGAGGAGGAGGAAUGUGGCACGGAAGUCCUGUCCAAGAACAAGCAGAAGAAGCAGCUGAGGAACCCCCACAAGACCUUCGACCCCUCUCUGAAGCCAAAAUAUGCAAAGUGUGACCAGUGUGGCAACCCAAAGGGCAACAGAUGUGUGUUCAGCCUGUGCCGUGGCUGCUGCAAGAGGAGAGCCUCCAAAGAGACCGCGGACUGCCCAGGUCACGGAUUGCUUUUUAAAACCAAAUUGGAGAAGUCUUUGAUCUGGAAAGGGACCCAGCCUGAGCUGCAGGAGCCUCAGACGGCCACGCCUGGCACACCAGGUGGCUUCUCAGAAGUCAUGAGUAGUGCUCUGGCCUGAAGGCCCAGAACCCCCACCCCCAGGACCGCUCCUGGAGCCUGGACACAUCCUACUUAAGGAAACGUCUUUUACUCAGGGAAUCUCCCCUUACUUAACGUGGAAAGAAGCGCUCUGUCCCCCUUGGCCCGCUCUGGGGGCCUGGAAUGCUGCAGUGGGAAGCAGGCCCCAGGCUGGACCUGCCCUGUCCUCAGAACGCGUGUGCAAAAGUGAACAAUAAAUCAUUUCAAAAAUGCCA